Messenger RNA from Peronospora belbahrii, 1059 nucleotides. NCBI's taxonomy places the organism in Eukaryota, Oomycota, Peronosporomycetes, Peronosporales, Peronosporaceae. The record is from the annotation of a GenBank genome assembly.
AUGUUAUCCUCUCUUACCAAGGGCCUCAUUGCACAAGGCAAACGCUCUAUGAGCACGAUUCGUUAUUCUGAAUUUGGUCAUCCAUUAACUGUUCUCAAGAUUGAUGGAGAUGAUGAUGAUAAUGACAAGGAUGUGGCUCCAGGCAAAGGCCAAGUUGUCCUCAAGUUUCUAGCUGCACCAAUCAAUGUGGCGGACUUGUCGCAGAUUCAGGGAUCUUAUGGCAUUAAACCUAAACUCCCAGCCGUAGGUGGGAAUGAAGGUGUAGCCAUUGUUACAGCUAUUGGUGACGGUGUCACGAAUGUGAAAGUUCAUGACCGAGUCAUUCCAAUUCAUGCAAGUUUCGGCACGUGGCGUAGCAAAGCUGUGGCUCAAAGUAACGAUGUGAUGAAGAUCUCAGAAAAAAUUAAGAUUGAGGAUGCAGCCACACUGGCCGUGAAUCCAUCUACGGCCUACCGUAUGCUGAAUGAUUUUGUGACGCUCAAGAAGGGCGACGUGGUGAUCCAGAAUGGUGCGAACAGUGCCGUUGGUCAGGCCGUAAUCCAGCUGGCUGCUUUGCGUGGCAUUAAGACUAUCAACAUUAUACGCGAUGACGGUGACUAUGAUGAGACGGUGUCACAUCUGAAGAGUCUGGGUGCCACCGUUGUAUGUACGGCUGACUACAUGGGCUCGGCCAAGUUUAGAGAGUUGAUUUCGGACUUACCGGCUCCCAAGCUUGCCCUGAACUGCGUAGGUGGAAAGACCAGUCUCGAGAUGGCAAAGGUGAUGGCUAAAAAGGGAGUGCAUGUCACGUACGGCGGUAUGAGUAAGGAGGCUGUUGCCGUUGGCACGGGCACGCUCAUUUUCCACGACAUUACGCUGAAGGGUUUCUGGCUUAGUCAGUGGGUCAAGGACUCGACGAUCGAAGAACGUACGGCCAUGUUGUCAGAGCUUGCCGGUCUUGUGGAGGCUGGUAAACUGCGCACUUGGAUUCAGACAUAUAAGUUUGCCGACUUUGGUGACGCAUUACACGCUGCCGUGAACCGCACAACGAAGCGUAAGGUCGUCUUGCUCAUGGACUAG